This is a messenger RNA of Aphis gossypii (cotton aphid), 2468 nucleotides long. RefSeq lists its product as uncharacterized. The transcript has 4 exons. Bases 7 to 528 code for a protein of 173 amino acids. Lineage: Eukaryota; Metazoa; Arthropoda; Insecta; Hemiptera; Aphididae. The record is from RefSeq and is a predicted model, not a curated record.
UAUUUGAUGUAUAUAUUAUUCGGUUUUCCUCCAAAAUCACAGGUUAUAAGUGAUUUUGUUAGCAGUUGGAUUCGAGUCACACAUCCCCUUGUAAAUGCAAUUUAUACUGAUGAUGGAAAACAACAAUUAAAGCCCUUCAAAUUUACGAUAAAUGACUUUGAUGCUUACAACAUGAAACGGGAGCGAUGGUAUCUAUCUACUCUUGGGCAGGCCUUUACACCAGACGAACAAACACUUGCUGAUAUGGACCGCGUUUUUAACAAAUUGUGCGUGACUGGAUAUCAACCACCACCUUCUCGCUGGAACGAAAAUAAUUAUCACAGCCGCCGGGAGUCGGCACUCGGCAGUCCGUUCUGUACUGUCAAUGCUGAAAAUAAUAUUUUAUUAUAUGGAAUAGCGAUACCGCGGACAGCAGAGCACCGACAUAUUUUUUCAAUGUUUUCAAUACAAUUCAAGAAGGUAAAGAAGAGACCUCGGCCGCCGCUGGUGUCCACCGUACAGUCAAGGUUAAGAUGGUUAUUGAUGUAACUAAAAUCAGAACUAGCAACACUGGCCAAUACGUACACUCAGAGCGUUAGUUGAGCGUAUGGUCACGCCAAACCAAACUACAAAAUUAUUAUUUUACUAUCACAAAACACUUACUUGUGGUACCGGGACAUAUUAUGACAACCCUAAAUUGUUGAGGCUCAAAGGUUAAACGAUAAAUAAUAAAUAAUAAUAUAAAUAUAUGGGUGACUUCCAAUCAUCUUGUAUUUAAAUAAUCUUGAAAUUCCCUCGUUACCAAUUCUUUGUAUAGGCUUUUAAAAUGUAAUUACUAAUUACAUUGUUAUAAUUAGGGUUCGGAAGUUAUAGGAGUUGCAUAUUGUUCUGUAUGCUGUAUGUGACCACUUACCAUCAAUAUCUAUACUUUAGACUAACCUUCGUACUAUAGCUCGCAGGUAUGGUAGGUAUGGUAGCUCGGGGUACUUUCUAUGAUCUGUGAAAGUUUCAAGAUGAUCGGUCGAAGGGUUGGUUUUAUACGAUUUUCCAAAGGACGUUUAGCUAUUGCCGUGUGAAUACGGCGACUAUUAACUAGCUGAACCACAGCCACGGUUAUGAUUACAUUAUUAUUAUUGUUUUCCUUUUUUUUUUUUUUUUUAACCUAAAUAACACGUUUUCGAAAAAUUAAAAUAAUAGAACGUAUGCAGAUCCCCACGGAGAACAAUUUAAUCUCUAUUGGUUUUCGUCAUAUCUCCCACGGUUUUCCCGGGAAACAGCUCGUAAACGUGAUUUUCCGAAUCACGAAAUUGUCAGUUUUCAUUCGCGUUUUCACGGUAAACCGAUGGCCGAACCAACAUCAGAACACACACAACAAUUUCAUAUGAAACAUGUCAUACGUUAAGACAUUUAAUCAAUAAAUAAAAUUAAAAACCAAAAAAAAAUCAUACGAUAUCUCCCAAAAUAUGGUAAUUCGCCAUGAAUUAAUUUUCAGUAUAAGGCUGUAAAAAGCUUUCAACACGAGACAUCUGUUUGAUAUCACUUUUUUUCUGAUACAUCAGAAAACAUUGAAUUUACAUCAAUUAACGAGUAGGACAUGGGCAUAGGUUGUCACGGCCAUCUGCAGCCAAUGACUUGUUCCCAUGGGGAGGUUGGCUAAUAAUUGGCUUCUCUUUAGGGCUGCAUGUUACUUGCGUCCCAAAAAAAAAUAUAUUUUUCAGGUAGUAAAUUUGACCGGUAAGUUUCGUCCCGUUUUGGGGGACGUAAGUCAGCCAUAUUAUUAUCAUCGAUAUUAUCUUCAAAAAUCAUUAAAAUCGAUAGUAUCGUGUCACUAAAAUCGAUAAUUCAUAAAUUGUACUGUAAUAGUAUAUUAUAUUAAUAACUUAAUUAAUACAUAUGUCUUAAUUAAUAGCGUUAAUACUCAAAAGAAAGAUUAUAGAAAAAAAAAACAUUUAAAAUUAGAUUACUUAAAUAAACAAAUUGAAAGUUUUAAAAAAACGAUAUUUCACCAUUAAAUUUUAUAAUUAACGUUUCAUUUAAAUUUCAACCAAUAUAAUAAUUCAUAACAUAUGAUUUUUUUAUUAUUUUUUAUUAUAUUAUACUAUAUUUAUUAUGACAAAAUGUAUACAGCUUUGUAAGUGGUACGAGAGCAUUCCGGAGUGAAUUAACUAUCGUUCUGUAGGGUUUUUGAAAAGAGGAAGUCCAAAAAACGACCGUCCGAUAUCACAUAAACUUAUAAUAAUGAUGAAUAUGAUAAUUUGGAAAAUCACGUUUACGAGCUGUUUGCCGGGAAAACCGUGGGAGAUAUGACGAAAACCAAUAGAGAUUAAAUUGUUGUCCUUAGGGAUCUGCAUAAGUUCUAUUAUUUAGAUUUUUCGAAAACGUGUUAUUUAGGUUUUUUAAAAACAUCGUAUACGUCAAACGCCAUUUAAAAAAUAAAAGUUUUAAAUAAUGACAUUAUAAUUAUCAUAGUUCUAUAAAUCUCAAAUAGA